AUGAGGCCGUCGUCAAGAGCAUUCGGCCCAUCCGGCCUAUUUUCAAUUCCAUCGAGGAUAUCAUCGAUAUCAACCUCCGCCGCACGAUGCUUUUCCACAACCUCCCCGACAUCCAACUGGUUGGUCCCCAAGGCGGCUGAGAAGAGUAAAUCGUCAAAAGGCCGACCUCAUAUGGCAACGGGUGGAUCUUCUCGCGGUACAACAGUUGUUUGGGGAGAUUACGGACUGCGGAUGGUCGACCAUGAUCGAAGAAUGCCCGCCUCGUCGUUGAAGAUUGGAUUCGAAGCGAUUCAGAGACGUCUGAGAGGGAUGAAUUAUAAGCUAUACCCACGAGUCAGCGCCAACAUAGGUGUUUAUACGAGUGGUAACGAAAUGCGAAUGGGAAAAGGAAAGGGUAAAUUUGAUUAUUGGGCUGCGAGAGUCGGAGUUAGUCGAGUUAUUUUCGAAUUAAAGGGCGAUAUACACGAGAAAGUCGCCAGGGAGGCAUUCAGGCUAGCUGCUCACAAGAUGCCCGGAAUGUACGAGUUCGUCAAGAAAGGCGACCCGCCUGUUGUUGGAAUUACCAAGUUAAAAGACGGCGUUACUUUAGAGUCUCUGAAGAGGCCACGACGAGCGGUUCCACUCAACUCAAAACCAACGACGACGUCAGAAUCGGCUCCUUUUUCAUAA
Messenger RNA from Trichophyton rubrum CBS 118892, 669 nucleotides. Its product is annotated as mitochondrial 54S ribosomal protein YmL47. The coding region runs from base 1 to 669 and encodes 222 amino acids. The record is from RefSeq and is a predicted model, not a curated record. Gene Ontology annotation, molecular function: structural constituent of ribosome; rRNA binding. Gene Ontology annotation, biological process: mitochondrial translation. NCBI's taxonomy places the organism in Eukaryota, Fungi, Ascomycota, Eurotiomycetes, Onygenales, Arthrodermataceae. Gene Ontology annotation, cellular component: ribosome; mitochondrial large ribosomal subunit. The transcript has 3 exons.